ACCAUAUGGGAUAUUGCUAAAGCAGAAGUCGAGAAAAGAGAAAGCCAUGAAGGGAAAGACUACUAUUAUACUGAGGUGCCUUGACAGGGAUGAAAUUCCAAAACCAACACUAGCUUUGGAGUACACUUUUGGAAGGCGAGCAAAAGGACACAACACACCUAAAGACAUUGCUAAUUUUUGGGAACUAGGUGGUGGAACUUCUCUGUUGGACCUGAUUCCUGUACCAAUAACUACAACUAACAUAAGGACACUUUCAAUAGUUCUUGUUUUGGAUCUUUCAAAACCAAAUGAACUUUGGCCAGCCAUGGAGAGCCUUCUGCAAGUUACUAGGAAGCAUGUUGACAGAAUUAUAACAAAACUGGGGCAAACGAAUCCUAAAGCAGCAACAGAAAUUAAACAGAAAAUGUGGAACAAUUUACCAAAGGAUCAUCCAGAUCGUGAACUGAUUGACCCAUUUCCAAUUCCACUGAUUAUAAUUGGAAGCAAAUAUGAUCUGUUUCAUGAAUUUGACUCUGAGAUGAAAAAAAUAAUAUAUAAGACACUUCGAUUUGUUUCUCACUAUUAUGGAGCAUCUUUAGUGUUCACCAGCAAAUCUGAAGCUCUGCUGUUGAAAACACGCACACUCAUUAACCAUUUAGCAUUUGGCUUUGAUAGAGGCAAAUCCAUGUCAGUGGAUCAGAAUAAGCCACUGUUUAUUCCAGCAGGAAUGGACUCUCUCAGUCAAAUAGGGCCCCCUCCUGCUGCUGAGAGUGAUAUAGGAAAACUGAAUGCCCAGACUCCAAUGGAUCUAUGGAACAAAGUAUUUGAGAAGGCAUUUCCACCAAAAAAUAUUGGUGUUUUCAAAGAAGUCAAGGACCCAGCUCAGGAUCCUCAGUAUGCUGAAUAUGAAGUUGAUGUUAUGCGAGGUCAAAAGAACCAGAGAUCUUUGUCAAAUAGCCCUUUCUGUGAAGAAUUAUUCACCUGCAUUUAUAUUUCACCUGACUUCCAGUACAUGUUCACUGCAUGCACAGCUUUCCUCCUGCCCCCUGUGUCACAACAUUUCUGUGAGCCGGCUCAAGCUAAGAGGGUGUGAAAGGCAAGAUACAGCUGCACUAUAAAAGGCAGGCUAUAGAUUAAUCCAAUAAUGAAAUUCAGCUCACAGUGUUCCUGAACUGGACUAUGCAGAUUAAUAUACAGUGGUGC
This is a messenger RNA of Pogona vitticeps (central bearded dragon), 1182 nucleotides long. Lineage: Eukaryota; Metazoa; Chordata; Lepidosauria; Squamata; Agamidae. The record is from RefSeq and is a predicted model, not a curated record.